This is a messenger RNA of Fusarium verticillioides 7600, 345 nucleotides long. RefSeq lists its product as hypothetical. The record is from RefSeq and is a predicted model, not a curated record. The coding region runs from base 1 to 345 and encodes 114 amino acids. The transcript has a single exon. NCBI's taxonomy places the organism in Eukaryota, Fungi, Ascomycota, Sordariomycetes, Hypocreales, Nectriaceae.
AUGGAGGUGGAUGCCCGGCCCUGGAUGUCCUCUGGUGUGGGGGAUAUCGGGGCUUGUCUUGAGGUGUCUAUGAGUGACAUGGAGGGUGUGUGCAGAGGAGGAGGAGGAGUACGAACUGUAGCCGGGGGUAGACUCCCGCUUGGGGCCCUCCCGCGGCACAGUGGAUCUGCCCCCGCUAUGGCCCGUGGAUGUGUUUGGCUUUGGCUGGGCUGGGCUGGGCUGGGCUGGGCUGGGUCUGGAUACAGGGCACGGCAGAGCAAAGACAUGGGCACCAACAGAGGAGAGCUUACCAGAACAACAAGCAGAAAGAAAUCGAUAUCCGAGGAUUCGAGUCUUCCGGUUUGA